Molecule: messenger RNA, 1092 nt
Organism: Exserohilum turcica Et28A
Lineage: Eukaryota; Fungi; Ascomycota; Dothideomycetes; Pleosporales; Pleosporaceae
Exons: 3
Coding region: 1-1092 (363 amino acids)
Source: RefSeq, a predicted model, not a curated record
AUGGCCCGAAUCAUGCUCUGGAGCCGGCUCCGCUCCAAAUUCUCCCUCUGCCUCCACGCCCGCUCCUCCAUCUGGCCCGGCCGAACCCGCAGCAUAGCCAUGACGCUCCUCGUCUUCAGCCUCGCCAUUUCCAUGUUCCAAUUCAGCUUCAGCGCCACCAUGGCGCACCGCCUGCUGCGCACGCCGACCGAAGUGUGGUGCUGGGAAAAAAUGGACGACACGGCCUGGGGCUACGACAGCGCCUUUGGGCCCGGCGCCUCGCCCUUCAAAUAUGGCUUCUGGAAAGAGAUCAAGGGCCUGCCUGUUGCCUAUGCCAAUCUGGGUCAUACGGUGCAGCCGCAGCGCGCGCUUGGUCCGGCGUUUUUGCGCGAGGGCGUGCCGGGCAGGAUUGGGGGGAGUGCUACAAUCAUCAUGGUACUCAUCAUCAACCCGCUCGUCCUCAUGCUCUUCAUCAUCUGGUUCCUGCGGCGCCACGCAUGGUCCUCGACUUCGGGUAUCACAAACCGGUCCGCCAUGCUGCUUUCGGUGGCGGUGCUCGCGUAUUUCCUGCUGGAUGCCGCGGGCAUGGAGGUCCUGGAUUCGUUCCCCACUAGCGAUGCUAACGGUGAGUCGUCGUAUCCGCUGUGCUGGCAGGAUGAUAUCUCGAUGAAGGAGCUGGCGCUGCGCGGACGCUGGGCUCGCUUUAUGGUCGUGUGUGGACAGGCGACGGGCAUGCUGGGGGCUGCCGGAAUGGCAUCUUACUUCUUCACUGCCAUUGCCGCCGCGCGGCUAAACCGCCAGUCGGAAACUGUGCUUGGUCUUGAUGACCUGUCGAACCGCCACCAUCACCAUCACCAUAACCCCAGUCAUCCUAACAACAAUAACAACAACAACAACAACAACAACUCUCGCCCCACGCAUCGCAACCCCGAACAAGGCAUCCCCCUCUCAGGUCUCUCGUCUCCAGCCCCCAUCGCUCACACCCCCUCGAACAGAGGCUUUUCGUCGCAUAGACUCGAUGCGCGGGUUGAGCGUGAUGAUAAGAGAGGUGCGGCGCAGACGAGGGGGGACGUUGUGAAUCCGUUUACGUGUCCUGAGAAUGUGCUGAGGUAG